UCUUGGAAAAAGAAAUCCAUUACCAAAAUGCAUGAACUCUUUACAAAAGUACUCUCUAAACGUGAUCUAUCCCGUGCUGGGGAUCUAUUUUCUGUACCUGACAAUGAUAUUGUCAACGAUAUUAUCGAUGUGCUUUCCGAUAUCAAUGCCAUCAUCUCUUUGGCGGAUUAUCUGAAAAACAACAACGACCAGUCGGUGGUGGAGAUUUGUGUUACGCGCGUUCUCUCCUGUAUACGUGAAACGAAAACAGCCGAACGUUAUUGUCCUGCCCUUAUCGAUUUGCUGAAAACCUGUCUGCUAUGGAAUCUCCAACCGAGUGGUAGUAAUAAAGAAGAUCCGCCACAUGCCAAAAUAGCUGCCGAUAUUAUAUCGAGUAUAUUUUUGAAUUAUGACAAACGUGAAGUAAUGAAACUAGCCCUACCCAUUGCCGUACAAUUCCUGCCGAAGGGUAAUCGUGAGCUAUCCCGCAAUUUGGCCAGUUACCUAUCGCUGGCCGCCAUCGAUUAUGCCUAUUUGCUGAGUCCUCAUGUCGAUUCGAUUAUGAAUUCUAUAUUGGCUGGGAAUUAUGGCCUCCUGCGGGUACUCUCCCAAAUCUAUGAAGUUUCUCCAGAUACAGUAUCCCCUCAUGCCCCUCAACUGGUGGCCCUCUUACCCGAAUGUGAUUCUCAAGAAAGACUGGCCGUUUUUCAAUUGUAUCUCCUGAUUGCCCAAAGGACACCUUUGGUAUUGGAAUCCUGCAUUUCACCGUUAUGUGAAUUUCUCUAUGACAGUGAAACGGCCAGCACAACAAUGCAGAUUCUUUUGAAAUUGGCCGAACAGAGGCCGUUACUGGUGGCGGAACAUUUUGAUAAAAUCCGUUUGGCCACGAAAACAAAUCCGAAUACAAUGGCUUUGGGGGCCCAGGUUUUGGCCACAGCGGGACGGACGAAUAAGGAGAAUGCUCAAUAUGCUUUGGAUUUUGUAUUGGAACAAUUGCCGCAUGCGGAUCGUAGUUCUCAGGCGGUGUUACUGCAGGAGGCCACCAAGUUAUGUUCAUCGUUUCCGAUUUUAUUCACCGACAAGGUGUUGGCCUGUGUGAGGCAAAAGAAUGCCUUGAGCCAACAAAAGCUGUCUUCCUCGGAAACCAGUGUGGAUGUGGGUAAUAAAACCUCGGGAGGUGUUACCAUUGUCAAUUUGAAUAGUCCGCAUGAAUUGCCGGGUAUUCAGCAGCCAAUUGCAGGCAAGACAUCGGGUAUUACGGUGAAUACCUCAAUGGCGGCGAAUUCGGUUGCCCAACAUUCCACAAUUAUCAGUGCAGACCCUGUGACCAGCACCACCACAGUCACAGUGCCUUCGGGUCAUACCACGCAUGCCACCACUGGACGCAUGCACAAAAGCAAACAGAGUCGCAGUAGUCCGAACAGUCCCAAGGAUCCGUAUAGGCGAACUAUUACCACGGGAAAUAUUAAAAUACCAUCCAACAAUCCUGCACCAGUUUUAUCUCAACCUCCAAAUAACACCACCAACGCAACCACACCCACAGUACCACCCACCCCACCACAUGCUGGCUAUACACGGCGAGUAAAACUUGGCGACUCACGAAGUACCGGACGCCUACAUCCCUCGGGUAAUACACAUCGUAGCAUGACCCGCCUCAAUGUGGCCGGUGGUUCAGUGGGUGGCCUCCACAAAAGUAUGACGAGGCUAAGUUCAUCGCAACACAUAAAUCAAAAUGGCGGCUCAGCCUCCGGUUCUGGAUCGAAUACGGCGAAUAACUCAACCUCAAGCAGCAAUGUGGUGGUACAAACUGGAGUUAUACCCAAGACACCUACAUCUCCCAACAGCCCUGGCUAUGUUACGCCCGUACCUCCGCUAAGUAAUAAUGUUAUUAUUACGGGACACAAUAAAUGGGGUAUACCCUCUACGCAGGUGACAUCCGGUGGAGUCACAGUGACAACAUCUCCUACCAAAAUGCGGCCGCAGUCCCAAGGACCCACCACCCUGCUCAACACCAGUGCUGCCCUUAUGAAAUAUAGUACCGAUGCCUUAAAUCAAUCGAUUGGUUCGAUAACAGCCCCCGUAAAUCCGGUCUCAGUGCAUCAUGCAUCGCCAGCCUUGCCACAUCAAAAUAAUGGCAAUCAAAAAUCUGUGAUGAAAUUACCAGUGAAUGGAAGUAGUGAUCACGAGGUCAUUGUCUCCGGUCCCACGACCAAUGUUACACCACGCCGCAAUGACAACACCAGCCGCACUCUGUUAAAUGCAAACAACAGCAUUUUAGAUCAACGCAUGAGUACUUUUGAACCCUAUCAAAUCAUGCGUGAUCCUGUCCAACAAUUUUGUGAGAAACACUUCUCUUCGAUUAGCUCCUAUAUGGAUGAGGUGUCGCAAAUGUUGCCACCACCCACACGUUGCAGUAUUGAAGAGAGGCGUUCGAAAAAAGUGGCAAAACUGCAUUUUGCCUGUCAGAUACGUGGACCUCAUUGUCUCUAUUCGAAGACCUGUUUUACGAUGAGAACCCGCAAUCCGAAAACCUGGAUACAUUUAAUGUUUCUCGAUUUUCAAGUGAGACACUAUGUUAAGGAGAAAAGUGUGUUGAGCACCCGUGAACCAGGUAUUAGUAAUUUGAAAAAUAUUUGGCAAAUACUCAAGUGUGAAAAUCGCAGUUUUACGGAAUUGGUGACCAGUCAGUUUCCAAGUAUAAAAGACCGUGAAAUUCUGGUCAAUGAAUUAAGACAUUCUGGCUUCCUGGAUGUCUUUGAAGUCUCCAAGACUGACAAAUCCAAUCCAAAUUGCAAUGAACUGGAAUAUCAAUGGGGUUGUUUCCUGUGUAAUCAUCCCGACAAGGCCAUGGGUUUCCUCAAUGGCAGUAAUCAGCCCAUGAUCGAGGGUCAACUGAAAGAGAAGAAGGGCAAAUGGCGGCUAUUCCGCAGAUGGCGUACCAGAUAUUUCACUUUAUCGGGAGCACAUUUGUCGUGUAAAGGAUCGAGUGGCGGCGAAAGCAUCGAUGUCAAUCAGAUACGUUCGGUCAAGGUGUCACGUGGUGCCCGCAACAUACCCAAGGCCUUUGAAAUUUUCACAGCCGAUCAAACACUAAUACUCAAGCCGAAGGAUGGCAAAAAUGCCGAGGAAUGGGUGCAGUGCCUUAGCAUUGUGGUGGCCCAUUCGCAGGCUCGUGAUAAUCCGCAUACGAAAACAAAUAGUUUACCGGCUCGUGGCAUGAGUAGCAGUAAGCCAUCGUUUUGAGAUUUUUUUUUG
Messenger RNA from Musca vetustissima, 3234 nucleotides. RefSeq names its product protein melted (gene melt). The transcript is spliced from 10 exons. Gene Ontology annotation, biological process: regulation of signal transduction. Gene Ontology annotation, molecular function: phosphatidylinositol-5-phosphate binding. Gene Ontology annotation, cellular component: plasma membrane. Bases 28 to 3222 code for a protein of 1064 amino acids. NCBI's taxonomy places the organism in Eukaryota, Metazoa, Arthropoda, Insecta, Diptera, Muscidae. The record is from RefSeq and is a predicted model, not a curated record.